ACGUGAAUGCUGGGGGAGCUGCAUGCCUAAUUAAGGGAUUUGGGAAGGAGGGAGCCCAUGUGUUAAUAUAAGAGUGAGAGAACACAAGACAGCGAUGAGGGAGACAGGUGGCAGUGGGAGAGCAGUUGAGCUCGCCACAGGGACAGAGAUAGGGUAUGACCAAAUACACAUUUUAUAUAGAAAAAGAGUGAGAAAGGAGAAACCUUUAAAGAAGAAAUGUGCAUGAAAUUAGAUGGAUGGAACAAAAGCAAAUAAGAUACAUGCACUUAAUUGCCUUUGUUUUUUUUGCAUUUAUGGUAAACAUUUUAUGCACACAAGUAGACAAGUGGCAAUUCCUGGCUGUGGUGUGUCUUAAUAGUAACCUUUUGUUUCAUUGCAAGCUGAUAGCGUGUUUUGUUUGUGUAUGUGUGCACACACUCGUCUCAGUAUCAGUAAUUGUUUGUUAUGUCACUGUGUUUUCAGCUAGACUGGCUGGACGGAUGGAGUUACAGUACAUCCCCAAACAAAUGAUAGUCCUUCAAACAGAUGUAAAAUUCAUAAUAUUACACGUUAUGAGGAUUAAUUAAACUUUAUUGAAAAUUCCAAUGAAUGCCAGAGUAUUUAUCUAUUUAGAAGACCCAAGGAUACUUAUACCUGGUCUACUGCACAAAACCUGGUUGUCACAGCGACGUCAAACAGAAAGAGAACACCUGCUACACUGAUCCUGUUAUAUUAGACACAUGGACACUACUGCUGUAAAAUGACUGAUGACUGAAGUCUUAUAUGCCUCAUCUUGUGUAAAAACACUGCAAAUAACAGCCUUCCCUGACAAAAACUGAAUUACCGGAUACAUUGCCACGAGGAACAUUUUAAACCAAGGCAAAGCAAAAAAACUAAAGUGAGCUACAGCUUCUUUCCGCUUCUCCUCUUUGCAGUAUGCCAGAGAAAGUGUGCAAGUUUCAAGGUCAGUGUUAUCAUAAGCUGAAGAGAUCAUGUCUGAGGCGAGGGGCUCUGUUCCAGGAUCCAUUCUUUCCUCCUUCAGCUGAGUCACUGUUCUACAAAAGGACGCCCCCUCCAGGACUGAUGUGGAAGAGACCUAGGGAACUGUGUAAAGAUCCUCGACUAUUUGUGGAUGGAAUCAGCACAAGGGACCUGCACCAGGGCAGUCUGGGUAACUGCUGGAUGGUGGCCGCCACAUCAUGUUUGGCAGCAGAAUCAUUGCUCUGGAAGAAGGUGAUCCCAGACCAUGCUGAACAGGAGUGGCACCCAAAGCGACCGGAUCUGUAUGCUGGAAUUUUUCACUUCCGUUUCUGGAGACUGGGCCAGUGGACAGAUGUCGUGGUCGAUGACCGCUUACCAGUCAGUGAGGAUGGAACGCUGCUCUUCUGCCGUUCUGCAACUCCACGGGAAUUCUGGAGCGCCUUGUUGGAGAAAGCCUAUGCCAAGAUAAAUGGGUGUUAUGAGGCUUUAGAGGGAGGCAAUACAGCUGAAGCCCUAGUUGAUUUUACUGGUGGCGUCUCUGAACCAUUGAAUUUGAACCAGGAGGAACUAAUCCAGCAUGUUGACCAGAGAAAAAUGCUGUUCCAGACACUAGCACACGCACAUAGCCAUAAAGCGCUCAUCACCUGUUCCAUUCGGCCAGCUGAAGGAGAGCAGGUAGAAUCAGUUCUGGACUGUGGACUGAUAAAGGGUCAUGCAUACGGUGUGACUGCAUUCAAAAAACUUCGAAUGUCAGAGACUCUGAAUGGCAUGUGUAACGCAACUCGUUUGCACAUGGUCCGGAUGAGGAACCCUUGGGGCACAGCAGACUGGACAGGAGCGUGGAGUCUUGGAUCGCCUCAGUGGCAGCAGCUGAGCCGCAGAGAACGGGAUAAGAUGGGCCUUGUUGUCCGAGAUGUUGGAGAGUUUUGGAUGGAGUUUGAGGACUUCUGCCGUUACUUCACAGACAUGGUGGUUUGCAGGUUGGCGGAAAAAUCCCUCCUCUGGCCACGGACCCACUGGAGGGAGGUGUGCUGCCAGGGCGCUUGGACCUAUGCAUCUGGGAUCCAACCUCCUCCCACAUCUUCUUGUCAUCUGAACAUCAAGAACCAGAGGCCUUCAACCGGACUCCAAUGGUCUAAACAAAGGCCAGCUCAAAGACAAGACAAAAAGGAACAAAGACUGAGUGAAAGGCAGAAAGAGGGACAAAUCCAAGGCCAAAAACAGAAAAAGAAAGAAAUAAAACCAAAGCAAAUUAAGGGGAGAAGGGAGCAUGUGAAAGAACAGGUAGAAGGCAUGGAAAUGAGAUGGGAGAGGCAACUUGACAGAAGAAGUCGAUGUGGAGGGUGUAUCAAUCACAGAGACACAUUUCUAUACAACCCACAGUUCCUUUUUGAACUGGUUGGAGAUGGGGCAGAGGUCUUGAUAUGUUUGCAACAGGAGGACAGGAGGAUGAAAAGGAGGGAGGGAAGUGGGGAGAACUUACCAAUCGGCUUUGAGGUUCUAAGGGUGGAGGUGAAUCGUGUUUGUCGUGUACAGUGUUUAUGUGAGCAGGCUGCUAGCUCUGUGUAUAUGGACUCUCGUAGCGUUACUCUGCGAGUGACUCUUGGCCCGGGACGCUAUGUUAUCCUCCCCACUACUUUCCUGCCUGGAGCCACUGGUCGCUUCCUUCUGCGUUUUUUCUCCCACUCACAUGUGUGCCUCAGGGAGUUGAAGGAAGAGCUGCCUGCUCCUUCAUUGUGGCAGUGUUGUUUUCCUGAGCCCAGCGUUGUAACGACAGUCCAUCUGCUCAAAGCCUCUGGCCUUAGCCAUCCCAAACAAACAGCUCCUGAUGUAUAUGCUGUCAUCCGUUGCGAGGAAGACUCUGUAAGGACAAACAUUUUCAAAAACGAUGGAAGUCCUGAAUUUAACACCAAGGCCAUCUUUUAUAACAGGAACCCAAUGUCCAAAAUAUCCAUUGAGCUGUGGAAAAGAGGUUUGCUGUUGGACACGCUCCUGGGAGGAGCACGAAUUCAGACAGGAGGACAUGAACGCUGUCAAAACAGAGUGAUUGACUUGCAGGGUGGCCAAUCGCGAGGCUGUGUAUUUAUAGAGACUUCCUCCAGUCAGUGCCUGACAGACCUGUGACCUAGUCGAGGUAAUGACUGAAGAUAUAUUUUUCAGAGGACUGAUAAUCAGGAACAACUACAUUUCUGCCAUACUUCAGCAUAGAAGGGAAAACUUCUGGAGCAACCUGGGGUUAUGUGCUUUGCUCAAGGGCUUACAGUGAUGGAUGAAAUUCAAUGUAUCUGCUGGACAGAUAAUGAAAAAUAUGAAAGUCUUGGAUUAUUUUACUAGACAAAUGCUGAUAAUGUAGAAAAGUUAUGCAACAACUGACAUAAUGGCUUAUUCCAAAUGCUGGACAAAUAGAAUUACCAAAUAUAACUGCAGUAUGAAUUAAAUCUGCUAUUCGUUUUGAUGCUUUGACUCAGUGUUAAUGGUCGAUUCUGAUAUCUCAGUAAGUCUUAAAGGGCUCACAUAGUCAACAGAAUGCAAAAACUGCAUUUCAGUACUGUGACCUUUAAUAAAUGCACAGUGAACGCUUCUUUUGGAAACAGGUCAUGCGUUUCCCUGAGUAAUAUUGUUUGAUUUGCGUAGGCAUUAUGGAUCUAAAGCAAACA
This is a messenger RNA of Carassius carassius (crucian carp), 3617 nucleotides long. RefSeq names its product calpain-5-like. Gene Ontology annotation, biological process: proteolysis. The record is from RefSeq and is a predicted model, not a curated record. The coding region runs from base 916 to 3084 and encodes 722 amino acids. Gene Ontology annotation, cellular component: cytoplasm. Lineage: Eukaryota; Metazoa; Chordata; Actinopteri; Cypriniformes; Cyprinidae. The transcript has 13 exons. Gene Ontology annotation, molecular function: calcium-dependent cysteine-type endopeptidase activity.